AUGGCUUUCUCUUUCAAGAUACACGAUUCAGAAUUGAUCGUGGGCCAUAGAUUAGAAGAUUAUAUCAACGGUCCAACGCACCAUACCUUACAUCAUUUGUAUUUUAAUUGCAAUUUCGGCCAGAACCCAGAGGUGGAUGAUAAAUCAACACUCGAUUUGGCACAACAGAAAUCCACAAUUCGAAAAAAUAAAGAAAUGGUGCUGGAAAAGGAUUAUCAAUAG
Molecule: messenger RNA, 222 nt
Organism: Puccinia graminis f. sp. tritici CRL 75-36-700-3
Lineage: Eukaryota; Fungi; Basidiomycota; Pucciniomycetes; Pucciniales; Pucciniaceae
Exons: 2
Coding region: 1-222 (73 amino acids)
Source: RefSeq, a predicted model, not a curated record